GAGGAGCCUCCGGUCGGGGCCGCGUCGGCGAGCGGGGACGGGAGCCGCCGCCAUGGGGAGUCUGCGGGCGGUGGGCCGCUGGCUGCGGAGGGCGGCGGUGGCGGCCGGUCCCCACCCCGGGCUGCGGCGGGGACUUGGUCUGGCCCGAGGAGCGGCCCAGGAACCACUGACCCUCCGCACCCAGCGGGGCGGCGUUAGGAACAUUGUGCUGAAUAACCCAAAGAAACGGAAUGCCCUCUCAUUGGCUAUGCUGGAAUCCCUGCACGCAGACCUCCUUCACGAAGUAGAAAGCAACGAUCUCCGAGUUAUAGUUAUUUCAGCUGAAGGACCUGUGUUUUCAUCUGGCCAUGAUCUUCAGGAGCUGACCUCAACACAAGGAGGGGAUCAUCAUGUCCGGGUUUUUACAUUCUGCAGUGAGGUGAUGACCCUACUUCAGGAGAUCCCGGUGCCGGUCAUUGCUAAGGUUAACGGGCUGGCCACAGCAGCUGGCUGCCAACUGGUGGCAAGUUGUGACAUUGCCGUGGUGUCAGACAGGUCAAAGUUUGCCACACCGGGAGUCAACGUCGGACUGUUCUGCUCUACCCCGGCCGUGGCAUUGGGGCGGUCGGUGCCUCGGAAGGUUGCCUUAGAAAUGCUGUUCACCGGAGAGCCCAUUUCUGCCCAGGAGGCACUACAGCACGGGCUGGUAAGCAGAGUGGUGCCCGAGGACAAGCUGGACGAAGAGACCAUGAAGAUUGCCCACAGAAUCUGUGACACCAGCAGGUCUGUGGUUGCACUGGGGAAAGCUACGUUCUACAAGCAAAUGGCUCAGGAUCGAAACAAGGCAUAUCAGAUUGCUUCGCAAGUCAUGGUGCAGAACUUAGCACUGAAAGAUGGGCAGGAAGGGAUCGAAGCCUUCCUACAGAAGAAGAAACCGGUCUGGUCACAUUCUACGGAAUAAGCACGAAUAAGCUUGUUUGUUAUUUAAGUACAUGCAGUGAUCUGUUAACUAUUUAACACCAAGGUUCAGAAUCAUAAUCAGGUUUAUUAUCACUGA
This is a messenger RNA of Hypanus sabinus (Atlantic stingray), 1036 nucleotides long. Its product is annotated as enoyl-CoA hydratase domain-containing protein 3, mitochondrial-like. The transcript is spliced from 5 exons. Gene Ontology annotation, cellular component: mitochondrion. Bases 53 to 940 code for a protein of 295 amino acids. Gene Ontology annotation, molecular function: hydro-lyase activity. NCBI's taxonomy places the organism in Eukaryota, Metazoa, Chordata, Chondrichthyes, Myliobatiformes, Dasyatidae. The record is from RefSeq and is a predicted model, not a curated record.